Molecule: messenger RNA, 735 nt
Organism: Danio rerio (zebrafish)
Lineage: Eukaryota; Metazoa; Chordata; Actinopteri; Cypriniformes; Danionidae
Source: RefSeq, a predicted model, not a curated record
UUGCUUUCUCUGUGUUUCCAGGCUAAGAAGCAGGAGCUGCCACGCGAGGAACAGGGUCCGUCCAUCAAGAACCUGGACUUCUGGCCCAAACUGAUCACGCUGAUGGUGUCUGUUAUUGAUGAGGACAGAACGGCAUACACACCCAUCAUUAACCAGUUCCCUCAAGAGUUGAAUAUGGGUAAAAUCAGCGCUGAAAUCAUGUGGAGUCUCUUCGCCUUGGAUAUGAAGUACGCGAUGGAGGAACAUGACAAGCAUCGUCUCUGCAAGAGCACCGAGUACAUGAAUCUGCACUUCAAAGUCAAGUGGUUCUACAACGAGUACGUGCGCGAUCUGCCGGCGUUUAAGGGCGUCCCUCCAGAGUAUUCGCUAUGGUUCGAGCCGUUCGUGAUCCAGUGGUUGGAUGAAAAUGAAGACGUAGCGAUGGAUUUCCUCAACGGAGCUCUGGAGAGAGAUAAAAAAGACGGGUUCCAGCAGACGUCUGAACACGCGCUCUUCUCCUGCUCAGUGGUGGACGUUUUUACGCAACUCAACCAAAGCUUUGAGAUCAUCAAGAAACUGGAGUGUCCAAACCCUCACGCCCUCGCUCACUUCAUGCGCAGAUUCGCAAAGACCAUAAAUAAAGUGCUCAUCCAGUAUGCAGCCAUCAUCUCCAAAGACUUCAGCAAUCAUCUCAGCAAAGAGAAAGUGGUGAGUGUUCAUGGGGUCUUAAAAAACUCUUAAAAUGUCUCACAAUGU